AUGGACGACCACAGAGCACUCGACCAGCCCAGGGAACUCCAGGGCAUCAGCACCCCGCCACACUCCCUCGACGACUCCCCCUCGAUGGCCAACCGCAGACGAGCACGGCCAUUCAGCAUGCUCGCCUACAGCUGCAACAACACCAACAACAGCCAGCCAAACAACUCCCCCUCGCCACUCUACCCCGAAGCACACUCCAGAAACGCCUCCUUCGGAUCCGCACCCCGCCCACUCGCCCAUCCAGUCCUCGGAACACCCUCCAAGCGCCCCGCCACCAGAUGGACCGUCAUCAUCAUCCCCCCAGCACUCCUGCCCCACUCCCCCCCGCCACCCCAUGUCUCAGGAUUCGCACACGGCUACGGCGCAUCCGGCCGCUACUCUGCUGGCCUCCUCCUGCCCCUCCAAGCCACCUUGACCCUCCAACUAGCCUCAAUCGCACGCGAAUUCUCACUGCCCUCAACCGGCGGGCUGAGCCUUCAUCUCUCCAUCUCCGCUGCCGACCAGCCUCCGAUCCCCGGCCCCAGAGUGACUGACGAAUCCUGGAGCGUCCUCUUUGGCUGGGCCUUCGAAGACAGCCCCCCGGCCUGCACUGGUCUCCAAGCCUCAACCGGUCUACCCAUUGCUGGUCGGCUCGAAUUCGACAUCGAUCUGAAAAAGGCGCGUUGGUUUGAUGCCUGGGCAGCCGCCAGCCAGCCAUCCAACCGAUCAAGCACUCAGAUCCAACACUCACUCAAGCUCACCUCCACCAACUUCAUCCCCGGCCUCCCUCCUCGGCCCUUAACAGAACAGCCCGUAGCCUCAUCCUCAACCCAAGGAGUCCGAACGCUCAUCACCUCCGCCCGACGAGGCAGUGCAAAGUCAUCAGCCACAGAUGAUAGCAACAAGCAGCUCCCGAACGGCCACCCAGAGAACCUCGACGGCCAGCCUAGAUCGCCCGCUUCGAUCAAGUCAACCCAAGCCUCCCCGUCCCGAUACGUCUCAGGAAGCCAUGAUGCUGGUCGGACGGCUAUCAUCUCACCAGUCACCAUCUCAUCAGCCGAAACCUACCAUCGCCAGCAACUCGAACGACUCGUCGAGUCUGAAGAACUCUCUGCCGCCGAGGAGGACAACUGGCACAUCCAACAGGAGACCAUGCUCCGUCAGGCCACCCUGGAGCGCGAGCAGAUCGAGCUUGCCGAACAACUCGAGGACGAGCAGAGGAUUAUCAGAGAGGAACAGCAGCUCUCGCUCCAGGCUCACGAGCAGCAGCGUGCCAUGUCGACUCCCCAACAUGAUGGAUCAUUCUCCAAGCCGAUCGACCCCACCGAACCAUCCAACCAUCAGCGGUCGAUCGAAUCAGCUUCCGCGGAGAACCCUCCUCUCACGACCCCAUCGGGCGCAUCUCCAAGCAGUGGUCAGCAAGCUGGAUCACCCAACACCACACCGGUUCGUCACCACAAGCCAGACCGAUCGAUCACUGUCAUCACCUCAUCUGCGCACUCGGCUACCGAGUCUGGAAUGACGAGCAAAGUCCAGUCUGCUCAAUCGAGAAGCAGCGAGAUCAACAUUUCCAAUGAGAUUGAAGUCGACAUAAUCCAGUCAACUGAAGUCAAGGACAACUCCGCGUCGGGAUCGACGAUGGCUCGACUACCUGAAAUUCAAACCACGGUUGCUCUGGAUAACCCCGCUCCGCAGAUGGAGGUCAUCAAGUCAUCUGAGUCGAUCGAAGCGGAAACUCGCUCAGCUGAUCCGACUUCAGUCGGCGAUCAAUCAUCAAGCGCGCUGAUCGAGUCCGACCAGAAUGUGUGCAUGUCAUCCAUGGCAGAGGCCAGUCUGAUCACCCCUAGUGUUGCACAGUUCCACAACCCGUCGGCCCAGUCAAGCGAGACAGUCACUAUAACGGCCACGGAAGAGUUGGCAGCACCAACAGACAGCAGGAUAUCUAGAUCUGCUCAAAUCGAAACUUCGAUGGCUCGGAGCACCUCGGCUAGUGUUCUGGAGAACAAACCAGAGGCCCGUCUCGCAUUACCUGAUCCUCUCAGUCGUUCCGUCUCUGAAAACACCGGUGCAUCACUCCCAACCCGCAACUUGUCUCCUGAGAGCAGAGUAUCUAAAGACGAAGCCAAGUCCAAGCAUCUCUCAGAACCCCUUCGCCACCCUAAAUCCGCCGAAGGCUCAUCCUUCUCGCCAAGCCUUGGCCGUUCCGUGAACCGAUUCUCGGGCGAACAAGAACUGAUUAAACGCCGGUUGAAAACCGCCCAGGGAGAUGAAGAGACCCAAAAGAUGAUCGAUGAGAUGAACAGACUCGUCAACGAAAAGGCUAUGGCCAAGGAAGCCCUGAUCCGCUCGAACCCAUCGAUUAGGAGUGUUCGUGAUGACGAACCUGUUCCGCUACCACCAGUCAAGGAAACUCCGAAGGUUGCACCCCCACCACCCACCAGGUCGAAAGUGAUCCAACUGGCCAAGUCCUUCGGCUCUUCCGAACAGAGUCCAUCCAAUUCGGCCCACUCCUCUCCCAAGGGUAGCACUCGAACCCUCGAAAGCUCACCCACCAUCCCUCCCUUACCGCUCCCUCCCCCAAAAUCCGAGCCCAACCUCGACUUUCUUGCCCAUUCACCCGUUGUCCAAGGCUUUUCUUCCUCCCACUCCACACCCCAUUUCAAUGCCCGACGCUCGAUAGACACCCAAAUCGAGCCUUUGCCUGCCGCCAACCCUGCCUCCAAAUCCACCCCAUCCUCGGUCACCUCAUCUCCUGCCACGCGCUCGAAAUCGCUCUUCAAGCCGCGUCUCUCGCUCGGCAACAACCUGCUGUCGAGCAUCUUUGGUGGCCAGAGCAGCAGUCAGCCUGUCGAACCCGAUCCGCUCGUCGUCGAUCCACUCGCGCCCAUCUUGCAUUGCUACGAAACCCCCGACGGCAUCUCCCACGAUCUCAGCAACUACAUCGUCUCUGCUCAAGAUCAAGCCCUCAAGAGACAUCAAAAGUUCAUCGUGGCAAUCUCCGGUGGAAGCUUGCCCAAACUAAUGGCUGCUGGGUUAAUCGACAACCCUAAGAUUAAGUGGGAAACUUGGAAAGUGUUUUUUGCCGAUGAAAGGAUAGUGCCCUUGGACCAUCCAGACUCGAAUUUUGCCAAUGUGAUGGAGGCCUUGUUCGAUAAGGUACCGAUUGAUCGAAGUCAAUUAGUGAGCAUCAUGGGUCUUCCGCCGGAUGACAUAGACGGAGACGAGAUGGCGCCGGUAGUGUCCUCGAUCUACAUGGCCCAAGUCUUAGAAGAAUUAGAUUGGUCAGCGGAUGGAGACCAGCUGCCGCGGUUCGACCUAAUCCUCCUCGGGAUGGGUCCGGACGGACACGUGUGCUCGUUGUUCCCUUCGCACAAGUUGCUGAACGACGAGGCGAUCAUCAGCUGGUGCAACGACUCUCCCAAGCCCCCAGCCCACCGGAUCACGAUGACCUUGCCGGUGCUGAAUGCGGCCCACGAGCUCGCCUUCGUCUGUGCCGGCCCGAGCAAAGGCCCCGCCCUCGCCGACGUCCUCGACCUCCAGCCCUCGGCCACCAGACCUGCUAGUCUCGUCAAGCUGCCCCACAAACCUGUCGUCUGGUUCGUCGACCAGGCCGCCGCGGCUAAGACCCAGUACCCGCGCACCACUCCUCUCGGCGGUGCUGCUCCUUCGACCCAAGUCUCUGCUGAGGCGGCGAACCUCGGUGGCCUUCAAUUGGAAGGCAUGGAACCGAGUCCGAUCGUCCAGGCUAAACCAACGGAUUCAUCCGGCAUCGUCGAGCGAGGGAUGAUUGAUGACCGGACGUGCAGAACUGAAGACGAGGCGCCGGCCAGCCCGCCGUCGCCCUUGGCCAGCAGCUUCGAAGUCCGAGCAAUCGAUGUGGCCGGGUUUGGGUACCCACACAGUCUCAGGGUCUAUCCCGCCGUCUACCCCUACAUCGACCAGAUGCUUUACUGCCCCGCGCCACCGAUCAUCGAGGUACGAUCACUGUCCAAAGAGGCUCUCUGCAAUCCGGCCACGCUAAAUCCAGUCGCCUGUAUACCGAGACAAGAGGUUGUUGAGGAGGCCAUUGAAGUCGUCGAAGAGAAUUGCGAAGUGAUUGCUCUAGAGCGUGAAGCAGAGCGCGAAGUGAUUAGUUCAGAGUGUCAAGUCGAUCUAGACGAGGUGGUAGAAUCAGAGCAGGUGGUGGAGCUGGAGCAGGUCAAAGAUUUAGAUCAGACAAUUGGUCUCGAUCAAGCAACCGUUUUGGAGACAUUAGAUUCAACUGUCCGGUCCAUAGUUUCCAUGUCGAAAGCUGAUCUGGGGUAUCCGCAGAAUCUGAGCGUCUAUCCUUCCGUCUAUCCCCAUCUGGGAGAUCUGCUGUACGCUCCUCUGGCCUUCACCCAGCCCAUCACCCCGCCUCGGACCAGGCACUUGUCCGUGUCGCCCCCCGCUGUUUGCCCCCAACCCGAUCUCGCCGAAACAUCUAUGGGCAGCCAGGUGGUCGUGGCACCCCAACCUGAAGAACAAGCUCCUACUAGCUGUCCAAAGGAUGAGAGUUCGUUUGGUUAUCCGUACAAUCUCAUCGUGUACCGCGCGGUCUAUCCCUACAUGGAGGAUCUUUUAUAUCCACCACUCCCGCCCCGUCUUUCCGCAUCACUCGAAGUGGUGCAGGUGACACGGCAAGCCAAACGAACACCCGCGCCAUUCCCACCGUUCUCGGCUCAAGUCAAUGGGUCCCGAGGGAUCGCGUACCAGCUCUCACCCGGGCCGGAAUCAAUGAGUGCCCCGACGGAGCAGUCCACCAAGACGGCGACCAUUGCUCCCAAGAGCCCGGUGGCGGCCAUGCAGACCACGCUCUCCGGUGCCUUCCAUUCGCCGUCGCAGCCAUCCCUAACCCCAACCGCCAGGCUCUUCACCCCCUCGUUGCAGUACUCUCAGCUCGACUCUCAGGGCGGCGCUAGUCUCACCCCUGCCGUGUCCCCUUUGGCGUUGCGCGCUUUGCCCUCGACGUUACAGCAGGAGUACUACGGUGAACUUGAGGCGCCGCAUUCUCAGUCCGAGCAGGAGACCGAUGUUAUCGCCAGAUCGGCGCUGCUGACCAGCCCGGUUGCAAUCAUCCCAUCGCACCUCCCCCAAUCAUUUUACCCUACCGAUCGUUCCCCAGCUAGCCAGUCACGCAAGAUCAUCUCCCCCUCUCUGCCCUUCACCCAUCCCGUCGCGGCCAAAAAUGAGUUCUCGCAUGCCGUUCCAGCGGCUGCCUUGAAGGCUUCCCCCUCGGCGCUAGGCUUUGCCUUCUUUGGUGGGGCUGCCGAGGAUUCGACUGUCAGAGAAAUAGAUGUCGAGACAACCCUGCAUCAGCUAACCGAUGAUGACUGGCCGCCUACCCCACCUUCACCCGAUCGGCUACCAUCGCCUGAUCUGAUGAGUAGGUUGGCAACAACCCCAUCCGUAGCUACUCACGCUAAGGGCUCGACCGAUAUCAACACCAUUCAGCCCCAGUUUCCUGACUUCAAAUCUCACGAGACCCCCGUCAGUGAUCAAUCAUCCAGCAUGCUGAUCGAGUCCGACCAGGAGGUGUGCAUGUCAUCUAUGGCAGAGGCUAGCAUGAUCACCCCGAGUGUCGCACAGUUCCUCGACCAGUCGGUGUCCGAAAUCGCAGAUGUCCAUCCCGAAGAUCUAUCAGAGUUUCAUGCAGAGUCUACCCCAAGGGCUAGCGCCCAACCUCAAUUAGAGAUGCCUUAUGAGCUAUCUACAUCCCCCGAAAACAUCGACGAAACUCAACUGGAUUUUGGUCCUUUGCCUGGAGAAACUCAACCGCAUGUUUUUGAUCCUCAGGUUCAGGUUUCUCGACAGCAGUCUGCUGGUUUGACUAAUGGAUUGGGACUCGAGUUGGGUGAAACUGUGGUCAAGUCGGAUGAACAAGCUACCCCAACAAAUCCCAGUCACGCUUCACCACAAGACGCCGAAGGGAAUCAGAAGGAUGUAGAAGGAUCGGCUGAAAAUGGAUUGGUACAAUCAUCAGGUUCGUCUGAAUGCCAAAUGAACUCACUCCGUUUGCUUGGCGAAAUGGAUGUAGAUGAUAUGGUUUCAGAGAUCUCGCCCCUCCCUUUGGCCUCCCCUCCUUUGAUGGAGCGACUUCUCUUAACGCCUUGCGCUUCGCCCAGCUUUGCCAAACAAUUUCCUGCCUAUGACGCCGCUCUCACCGCUGAUGAUGAGGAAAGCUUCCUGUCUCCCCCCAAAAUAGAAGCGGACUGGCACAUCCCUCAAGUCUCGUUAUCUGAAGCUAGUGCGCCCUCCCCACCACGGACUCUCCCGCUUGCUCUCAAUCUAGCACAUGCCGAAUCUUCGGAGCGGGACGGCCUAGCACCCCAUGGGCCGUCGUCGGCUGAGCAAACCGAAGCAAACCACUCACCAAUCUCCGAGGAGGAAGAAUCAACACCUACUGCUCCCAUCCUCGAAGAUCUGGCGAUUCCAUCAGUGGAAAAAACCACGGAUGUGGUCGAGCAAGCCCGCUCAGACUCUCCGUUCUUCCUCGACCAAGCUCCAGGCCCCGCCAGCCAAGCCCCCAACAACCCCGGCUCCUCGGCCCAAUCCUCCCCGACACACGCCUUGACGGUCGAUGCCGCUGUGCCUGUCGAACGAGGCCUCGGGAGCGCUGGCCUCAAUCAGCAGUCGUCUAGCCGGUUCGACUCGCCGAUUUUCCCGCCACUUAAUCUGACGAUGGAUCUGUCCGACCCUCUUUCUGCGGCAACCACAGAUCGCUCGGGCAUAGAAGAUGACAUCCCCCACGGCGUGGAGUCAAGUCCUUCGGAGCAAUCGUCGUUUGAACAUCAAUCGAAUGGGUUCAGUCUUGACCGUAUCCGUGAAUUGAGCGGCCAAACACCGGUGACAGACAACAGCGAAGAAGUAGAUGUGCCCGAAUUACCCUCGAUCACGAAGCGUCCGCCGACACCCCCGAAUAAUGAUCUCGAAGUGCAGCUGGAAUCAGUGGCCAUCGAUGAAGCCACCCCCGCUCCUCCAUCGCCGAUUUUACUUCCGUUUCAAGAUCUGACGGAGAUCAGUGAAGCCUUGGGCCAAUUUGUUUUUGAAGCCCAAGAGGUGGCCAUUCAAAGACACGGGAAAUUUCAACUGGCACUAGGCGGCUCCAUCCUGCCGCAGAUCCUUGGUGAAGGGCUUGUAGGGGACGAUCGGAUCCGAUGGGAACGAUGGGAAAUCUUCCUAGUGGAAGAAGCGAUUGCGCCGCUCGGAUCACCCCAGUCAGUGCUCAGCGCGCUCACCGAGUCGAUCAUCCAGCACGUGCCGAUUCCGAGGAGCCAGGUGCAUUCGAUCGCCGAAUUAACGGAGGCGGAUAUUGAGGAGACCAAGACGAUCCCGGAAGGCCUGGACAGUUUAGCAGACAGUCUGGCGGAUGAAUACGAGAACCGACUGAUUGAGUUGUUUCCGGAGGCGAGUCACGAGACGGGGCAGCCGCCCGAGUUCGACCUGAUUCUGAUCUCGGUGGGCGAGGAGGGUCAGGUGGGCAGUCUGUACCCCUCCCACCCGAUGUUAGGCGAGUCGAACUGGUUCGUGGCCUGGCUCGGCGACGCCUGGGACCCGCCCUCCCACCGGAUCACGCUCACCCUGCCCGUCCUCAACGCCGCCCGCCAGUUCGCUUUCCUGGCCGUCGGCACCGAGCUCGCUGAGAUCGUCUCCGACGGCCUCGAUCGCUCUAUCCAGUCCGACGUGCCUAUGGAGGAAGACCGGGUUAACCCCACCGCGCUCGUCAAGUCUUCGAACCUCAAGCCCGUCGUCUGGUUCACUGACCUUGCUGCCGCCGCGUUGACCGACUACCCUAAGUCGGCCUUCUGGGACGAGCCGUAA
This is a messenger RNA of Puccinia triticina, 7818 nucleotides long. RefSeq lists its product as uncharacterized. Bases 1 to 7818 code for a protein of 2605 amino acids. Gene Ontology annotation, biological process: carbohydrate metabolic process; pentose-phosphate shunt. NCBI's taxonomy places the organism in Eukaryota, Fungi, Basidiomycota, Pucciniomycetes, Pucciniales, Pucciniaceae. The record is from RefSeq and is a predicted model, not a curated record. Gene Ontology annotation, molecular function: 6-phosphogluconolactonase activity. The transcript is spliced from 12 exons.